AUGCAUUCUCUUAAAUGGGUUCUCUUGGAUUUGAUUGAUAGGUGCAGCGGCUUCAGCUGUUUCAAGCAAAUCCAUGCACAAAUAGUAACUUCUGGCCUAGCUUGCAAUGACUUGGUUGCUAACAAUGUUGUUGGUUUUCUCCGAAAAAAUGUUAAUUCUGUUGAUUACGCUUGUGACUUUUUGAAACAAGUUGAUUGGCGCGUCAGCUCUUUUCCAUUUAACACGCUGAUCUCUGGCUAUGCCAAUGGUGACAAGCCAGGGGCGGCGGUUUUGGUCUAUAGAAGGAUAGUGAGAGAUGGGUUUGUGCCUGACAUGUACACUGUUCCGGCGGUUUUGAAAUCCUGUGUUAAGUUUUUGGGGAAGGGAGAGGGAAGACAGGUUCAUGGGGUGGUUGUUAAGAUGGGUUUUCAGUGUGAUGUCUACGCUCAGAACUCGCUUGUGCAUUUCUAUAGCGUUUGUGGUGAUUGUGGUGGUGCCAUCCGAGUGUUUGAUGAGAUGCCUGUGAAAGAUGUGGUCUCUUGGACUGGUCUGAUAUCUGGCCAUGUUAAAGCAGGAUUGUUUGACGAGGCUAUAUCUUUGUUUUUUAGGAUGGAUGUGAAGCACAAUGUGGCAACUUUUGUUAGUGUACUUGUGGCUUGUGGGCGAAUGGGAUAUUUGAGGGUGGGGAAGGGGAUUCACGGAUUAAUCUUCAAGCGUUCAUUGGGUACAAAUUUGGUGGUAGGCAAUGCUAUUGUGGAUAUGUAUGUUAAGUGUGAGAGUUUAUGUGAUGCAAAGAAAAUAUUUGAUGAGCUCCCUGAAAGGGACAUUGUAUCUUGGACUAGCAUGAUAAGUGGAUUGGUGCAAUGUAAACGUCCAAGGGAGUCACUGGAAUUGUUCUGCAACAUGCAAACCUUAGGCAUCGAGCCUGAUAAAAUUAUACUUGCUAGUGUGCUUUCAGCGUGUGCCAGUCUUGGGGCUCUUGAUUAUGGUAGAUGGGUCCACGAGUAUAUUGAUCGUAGAGGAAUCAAAUGGGAUAUCCAUAUUGGAACAUCUCUGAUUGAUAUGUAUGCGAAGUGUGGUUGUAUAAAGAUGGCAUUGCAGACUUUCAAUGAAUUGCCUUGUGGGAAUGUCUCUACAUGGAAUGCGUUACUGGGUGGUUUAGCAAUGCAUGGAAAUGGGCAUGAGGCACUCCAAAAUUUUGAAGAAAUGACUAAGGCUGGCACCAGGCCAAAUGCAGUGACAUUUCUAGCUAUUUUGACAGCUUGCUGCCAUUCUGGUUUGGUUGAUGAAGGCCGUGGGUACUUUUAUCAGAUGAUACGUCAACCUUACAAUCUUUCUCCGAGGUUAGAACACUAUGGAUGCAUGGUUGAUCUGCUAUGUAGGGCUGGACUCGUGGAUGAAGCUCGGGAAUUGAUAAACACUAUGCCCAUGCAACCUGAUGUGCUGAUAUGGGGAGCUCUUCUAAGUGCUUACAAGGCCAAAGGUGAUGUUGAGCUCUCUCAAGAAAUACUAGACCGUCUCCUGCAACUCAAGUUGCACGAUAGUGGGGUUUAUGUGCUCCUAUCAAACAUAUAUGCCACUAAUGAAAGAUGGGCUGAUGUAACAAGGGUAAGGAGGUUGAUGAAGAAGAAAGGUAUACAAAAGUCCCCCGGGUCUAGUGUUAUAGAGGUGGAUGGUAAGGCGCAUGAAUUUUUAGUUGGGGAUACUAGCCACCCUCAACAUGAGGAUAUCCAUGUACUAUUGAACAUCCUUGCUAAUCAAGUCUAUCUUGAAGGGAUAUUCCCCAUCCAUUCCUGA
Molecule: messenger RNA, 1776 nt
Organism: Prunus armeniaca (apricot)
Lineage: Eukaryota; Viridiplantae; Streptophyta; Magnoliopsida; Rosales; Rosaceae
Source: the annotation of a GenBank genome assembly